CCCGGGAUCACGGGGAGGCUCUAGAGCGACACACCGCCGUGCUCUCGGUCCCGCGGGCUGCCGAGUAGGGACGAGGGGGGGAAGCGCCUCUUCCGGAGGAGCCGCCCUGCCUCCCCCGCCCCUCCAGGAGAGCAAGCGGGGGCGAUGCCGGGGGCGGCGGGCGCUCCUCCCCCGGCCCGUCUCCCCGGCCGGAGCCGAAGCGGGAGCGGGCGGUGGCGCGGGCGGGGCGAGGCGCAGGCGCUGCGCACGGCGGGCUGCAGCCGGGUCCCCGCGCCGCUCCUGGGAGCCGAUGGCAGCUGCACAGCGCGGCCGCCCGGCGGAGCGCGGCGCGGCUCAGCGCGCCCGGCGCGGGAUGCGCGGGCGGGCAGGCGGCGGCAGCGGCAGCGGCUGCGGCAGCACCAGGAGCAGGAGGGAGGGGGCCGGGCGGCCGGCAGCCGCCGCGCUCGCCUGACCUGCGUGCCCCCUGGCCGCGCCGGGCUGCCCCGAAGGAUGUCCGCCCAGUCCAAGGGGACCGCAUCCUCCUCCUCGUCGCCGUCCGAGGGGCCGCCAGCAGCCUCCAAAGCCAAGGUGAAGGAGCAGAUCAAGAUCAUCGUGGAGGACUUGGAAUUAGUCCUGGGGGAUCUGAAAGACGUGGCUAAGGAACUUAAGGAGGUGGUUGACCAGAUUGACACGCUGACGUCUGACCUGCAGCUCGAGGAUGAGAUGACAGACAGUUCCAAAACGGACACUCUCAACAGUAGCUCCAGCAGCACAACAGCUUCCAGCUUAGAGAAGGUGAAGGUGCGGGGCAGUGCACCGCUCAUCAAGCCACCCGUGCACCCCUCUGCCAUCCUCACUGUGCUGCGGAAGCCGAAUCCACCCCCACCUCCACCGCGGCUGACACCUGUCAAGUGUGACGAGCCUCCAAGGCUGCCUCCUGUGGCUAACCCUGUCAAGACUAAUGGUACCCUGCUGCGAAACGGUGGCUUGCCAGUGGGGCCUAACCGCAUCCCAAACGGAGACAUGUGCUGUAUAGCAAACAGUAAUUUGGACAAAGUUGCAGUGCAGCCUCUGAUGCACAGACCUGAGAAAGAGCGAUGUCCUCAGCCAGGAGCACGAGAACGGGUACGAUUUAGUGAAAAAGUGCAGUACCACGGCUAUUGCCCUGACUGUGAUGUUCGGUAUAACAUUAAAAACAGGGAGGUGCACUUGCACAGUGAGCCUGUCCAUGUUGCAGGAAAGCUGCCACAUCAGUGCCCUCCUCUGCCACCUCCACCGCCUCCGCUGCCUCCAUUUCCUCUGGAAAAUGGAGGGUUCGGGUUAAGUUCCAGUAAUAGCUUUCCUCCUCAGAGACCUGCGACUGUGCCUCCACAAACUGCACCAAAACCCCAGAAGACCAUCUUGAGGAAAUCAACCACUACAACAGUGUGACUUAUGCCACUUGAAACAACUCUUUGUUUUUUUCCUAUAUAUAAACAUAAAUAGGUAAUGAGCACUUUCUACUUGAGCAAUAAAAAGACCCAAUAUAUUACUCCCUGUGUCCAGUGAAGUGGCAUAAAAAUCACAUGUAUGUAGCUCUGGGUGUAAAUCACCAACCCUGGAAGAGGAAGUUCUCAUUGUUUUCCUCAGAUGGUGUGAAUUUGAUCAUUUAACCCAAGUUAGUGGCCUAGUUACCAACAGCACCUUCAGGCUUAAAGGAAUAUCUGUAUCCGGAGGCACGUCAGUUAAUUAAUUGCGUAUCAGAUUCGUCAUUGUGACUUCUUGCAGGCCAGAUCUGAGAAGUAACCAGGAACCUGACCCUCCAUGGAGAAUGGAAAAGCCCUUCAAGUCAGAGCACAACUGAUCACGAGCGUAAUCUGCAUUGAAUGAUCUUUCUCAGAUCUGAAAGCUACAAGCUGAGUCCUGGCAAAAGCCACAGCCUUAAAUUCCAUUUAGUAGGAAAGAAGCGUAAAGAGGACUAAAUGUCUUGCCCCAUUGCAGAAACUGCUCUUUCCAAGCCUGACACUUGAGUUUUGUGCUGAGCAACCAGAGUAACAAACAAUCAGUUUUUCAUGGGUCCAGCCAGCAUCCAAGAGUAUUUCAAUAUGUAGCCAAAAGGAGAAAUGAAGCACUUAGGUGACAGCAGAAAAUGAAUGCAUUUACUGUAACAGAGGAAUGUUUCUAUCUGUGGGGAAAGAAGACCUCUGUCAUCCCUUGUACAUAUUCAAAGCCAUACAGGAACAGGGCGUCAGUGAUUUUAAAUUGCUUAAAAGGAUGCUGUCUCCUGUCCUCCACCCAACUUUGAAGAAGUUCAGCUGUUAGAGAUUGCAUCUUGAUGCACUUCUGGUAUUUGCACUGUCACUUCCAUUCAGGGUAAUGAUGUGCAUCACCAUUUGCACAGAUGGCCCCAGGAGAUUUUUGACUGUAACAAGCUAUAUUUUGUCGGGGCUCCAAAAGGAAUUAAAAAGUUAGAACUGAAGAAAAACAUUUACAUUCUCUUUCACUAUGGGGAUCUCUUCACAGAAAGGACUAUGGUCCUUUCUUAGGUUUAAAUAAAUACAUAUACAUACAUAUAUAUAUAUGUAUAUAUAUGAAAAAGCAUCAACAUGAGAAGGUGUAUUUAAAAAGGGGAUAUAAUCUUUUUAAUAGCAUCCAUUUUUUAUCAUAUUAGCAGCCAAGAAACUUAGUCUAUUGAAUUAUACAUCCAAAAUGUUCCUAUUGAACAUUGACAUUAUAGCCCCGGUUACUGCUAAAGAAGUCAUUUGUAAUAUGUAUUUGACAUAAAUUUUUUCUAGCCAUUUGUCUAUACUUCAUAGAGAAAUCUAACAGAGAAACAGCAUUUUCAGUUUAUUUUUCUAAAUAAAUGUGUCGUUUAUAUUAUUUGCAGUCACUCAUUUUGGCUGAUUUUCAUUAUCUCCAAAAAUGAUUUAAAGACAGAACCAAAACAGAGGAGUUGUUUGUUCAUGUUAAGCUGUAAUGAUUUGCUGACCGAAAGCUUUAAUAUAAAUACUGUAAUUUGUAAAAUGAUGAAGUAUAUUUAUACAGGCAAAUAUGUAUGGAAAACAAAAGGAGGUAUUUUAACUCUUAAUUUCAGAACAUAGUUUAUUUUUAAUAUCCACAUGAAAUCUGAAAAUAUAAUGGGAUAAUUUUUUAUUAUCAGUGAAUUUUAGCAAGUGAAGAUUUGGAUGUUUAAGAGUGAAAGAAAUGUAGUCUAAUAAUUGUUGUUUCCCAAAUUAUGCAAAGAUCUUUUGUCAUCUGUCUCAUUUUUUUCAAAAACUGGUUUAGCUUUUGGGUUUGGUUGUUUGGUUUUGUUUUUUUCUUCGGUGUGUGUGUGUAUGUUACGGCUUUUUCUUUGGUUGUUUUUUUGUUUUAGCAUACUGUCAAGGCCAUGAAGUUAAUACUAUUUGAUCACAAACAAUUUGAGAAGCUACAGAAUAAGAGGUUGUUCCUUAGAAUACUCUACAGUUUAUGGUUAAGAACAGUUGUUGUUAGCCAUCUACGGCAGUGUUUUGUUACCGAGUUAUUGAACAUUUCAAUGCUAGAGUCGUUUUGAAUAAAAAUAUGUUUUUCCUGUUUUCUUAGGCCAUUAGCCUGUGUGUAAUUUUAAGAGAAAAGUAAAGCACGUGAUUCCCAGUUCACUUAAAGCAUUAGUCUUAGAUCCAGACAUAUGUAUCUGAUUUAUAAAAGCUAAAUAUAUUUUUCUUUAUUUUCAUUGCUUUAUGGAAGCUGUUAAAUGCUCACUAACAGAAAAAUUGUCUUUCAACAACAAAAAAAUGGAAAAGUCAAGAUUUUUUUUAAUCUGUGAGUUAACUUCAUAAAUGGCAGAUACUUUAAAAAUGUGUUGCUCUGCUGUAGUGUACAACCUAGUGUUUGUGUGUGUGUGUAUGCAUGUGCACCUUAUCUGUUGAUGAAUGAAAUGCCAGCUCUGCUGGAGUAAGUGCCAGAGGUCUUGUCACUGCAAAAGUUGCUCAUGUUAUUGUAUUUUUUGGAGAAAGACCAGAGCUCUGCCUUUCUUUGUGACUCUGAGGCCAUAAGUAGCUUUUACAGUUUGUCAGGAAAUCGAAAAUGAAAUUAUUAAAUGAAUGUUAGCCUCCCUCUUUUGGCAAAACUUGAGAUCAUCUCAUGAUUUGAUUCUUUUUAAGCAGAAAGUUAGUGGUCAGUUUCCAUUGGUAAAAUGGAUAAAUGAAACCUUUGUAUUUGUGAAAGAAUGAUGGCUGUGUUUUGUUCCCACACAUUUUAGCUUGUGGUUGGUUUAUAGUCUUUUCACUGUGAUUUCACUUCUGUGUCAUUAGAAUCAUGGAUUUGGACACACAACUUGCAUGGGUUUGGUUUUGCUCCCUCUUUGAAUAACCUGUGUAUUAAAAAAGGAGAGCUUACUCUUUGAGACUAAUUUUCAGAGUUGUUUAAAGAAGGGACACCAUUAUCAAAACAAGAAGAUUUCAGAAUGAUUAUUUGAGCACUUCCAUUAUUAUAUGAUAAUAAUACUUGGAAAAGCUCUUUAUUUUUGUGAACAGGAUGAAUUCAUUUAUAUUUGAAAAUAGCCCAAUAAAAAUCUAGUGAAAUAA
Columba livia (rock pigeon) is the source of this 4523-nucleotide messenger RNA. RefSeq names its product proline rich 16 (gene PRR16). Gene Ontology annotation, biological process: positive regulation of cell size; positive regulation of translation. The coding region runs from base 145 to 1410 and encodes 421 amino acids. The record is from RefSeq and is a predicted model, not a curated record. Lineage: Eukaryota; Metazoa; Chordata; Aves; Columbiformes; Columbidae. The transcript has 4 exons.